Molecule: messenger RNA, 2811 nt
Organism: Linum trigynum
Lineage: Eukaryota; Viridiplantae; Streptophyta; Magnoliopsida; Malpighiales; Linaceae
Source: the annotation of a GenBank genome assembly
CAAGGACGAAUAUGCCCCAGCUGGAAUAGCAUCUGGCAAUCUGCCCGGCUGCCCAAAAUUCUUGAUAGCCACGACAAACUCACACCUUCCCUCCCCCCGAUAAAUAAUCCAACGGCGCAAAAGACGAAUGUGCGAAGCAAGCAAGAUCCGACGGCCCAGAUCGCACCCCAGGGAAGAGACUCCUGCAACAGACAAAAUAGGGUUCGUAAAUUUUUAUAGCUCUGAAAAUACUCUCUAGAAUACUCCACGCCGACGCCGAGCUUCUCUUCCCCGUUCCCUUUCCUCGCGCUCUCUCUCGCUGUUCUUGCUUUCCAUUCUCUCGGGGAAAAUCAUGGGGAAAGGUCCGGGUCUCUACACCGAUAUCGGCAAGAAAGCCAGAGAUCUUCUUUACAGGGAUUACCAGUCGGACCACAAGUUCACCCUCACUACCUACACCGCCAAUGGAGUCGCAAUCACCUCGACUGGUGUCAAGAAAGGUGAGCUGAUCUUGGCCGAUGUGAGCACUCAGCUGAAGAACAAGAACGUCACCACGGACGUGAAGGUGGACACGAGUUCUAAUCUGUUCACCACCGUCACUAUUGAUGAACCCGCUCCUGGAUUGAAGACAAUCUUUAGCUUCAAGGUCCCUGAUCAGAGAUCUGGCAAGGUGGAACUCCAGUACCAACACGAGUACACUGGGAUUAGCACUAGCAUUGGUAUGACUGCAAGUCCACUUGUUAACUUCUCUGGUGUAGUCGGUAACAAUAUGGUAGCUCUUGGUACCGACCUCUGCUUUGACACUGCCUCUGGGAACUUCACCAAAUUGAAUGCUGGUUUGAGCUACACCAAUGCAGACCUGGUUGCUGCUGUUACCUUGAAUGACAAGGGAGAUACACUUACGGCCUCCUAUUACCACACCGUGAGUCCACUGACCAGCACAGCUGUUGGUGCGGAGCUGACCCACAGUUUCUCCAGCAACGAGAACACCCUGACGGUCGGCACUCAGCAUGCCCUCGACCCCUUGACCACUGUGAAGGGCAGAGUGAACAACUACGGGAAAGCGAGUGCACUGAUCCAGCACGCUUGGCGCCCAAAGUCCCUCUUCACCAUAUCAGGGGAGGUGGACACGAGGGCAAUUGAGAAGAGUGCGAAGAUUGGGCUGGCGGUUGCCCUGAAGCCAUGAAAGAUGCAAUUGUGCUGAGCAACUUUUUGUCUUGGUGGUGGCGUUCCGUUGUUAGGGUUGAGAGGAGCAAUAACUUGGAAAGAGAAUGAAGAGAGAUUUAUAUCCCUUUUCCCAAAUGGACAUAGAACUGAUCGUGUUUAUUUGUGCUGGGUUUUUUCCCCUUUCACACAUUUUGGCGGAUAUUGGCACUGUAGAAAAUAAUCUUUUAGUUGGUGUCAGUAAGCAAUCCUCUGUUCCAUUCAUCUGUUCCACUUGUUCUUUUAGUUACAUUCCUAUGGCUGUGCAAUGCGUUUCAUUUCUAUCUAAUAGCCGGCUUAUGCUUGCGUGAGAUGAGAAUUUAUAGUUGGGAUAACCAGUGUCCAGCGGUUCAACCAUGAAAUACUAGUAUCGAAGGCUAAACUGAUAUGCGGUAUUUACCGGUAUAACGGUUGAACUAUGAUUAAACCACGGUUUUAUCAUAUAAUACCCUAACGCUGACUUUUCCGAUACGAUCUCCGCACGGUUUCAUUGACCAUGGGAUGGCACCAAGGAUUGGGUUGUACUAUCUGCUUAGACCUAAUGACACGAUCUGCUACGUUGUCUAUUGUAUGGCAUGCCCGUUUUGGCCAUCCCUAUUUGGACAAGCUCACUAGUUUGUAAGGUUUUUUGGAUUCUACAUUUCCUCCUUCGGAUCCUUCGCACUGUGAUUCAUGUUUGACGGAAAGGAUUAUUUGGGGGCGUAUCACACUCCACAUUUGGAUGAUCUUGUUUUUUUUUCUUUUUUACUAUUAUAGAAUAUUACAAUCGUUCUACAUGGUUUACUUGAUGAGGUUUGAGUCUGAGGUCGAAUGUUAUCUCAAUAUGCACUAUCAGUUGGCUCGCACAUAAUUUGAAAAGGAGGUUCAUCGUAUCGAUGGUCCAAACCACCUUGUUUCGAGCAUAUUAUCAGGAACACGAUAUGAUCCUUCAAGGUUUUCAAACCUCAUGCAUAGACACGUCCAAGCAAAACAACAUAGUUGAACAGAAGCACCGCCAUUUGUUAGAGAUGGCUCAUGCUCUUAUGUUUCACGCAGGGCUCCUAAUUCGCUUCUUGGGGAGAGUGUGUUCUCACUGUCACAUACUUGAUCAACAGUUUACUCACGAUUGUGCUCUCGAGAAGACACCUUUUGAGGUUUGUUGGGACGUGUGCCUACUUACUCCCACCUUUGCAGUUUCGGGUGUCUUGCCUGUGCCAAAGACACUCACCAUGGUCUUGACAAGUUCUUCGGCAGGGAGAGAGCAUGAAAGCCUAAAAUCGUAAGCGAUCUAUCCCCAUCAAAUUUUGUAUGGAUUUUACCCAUAUUCGCCCAUAAUCUAAGAUGACUAAAACUCAUAAAUGCAUGGGUCAUAUGCCACAAUAUGAAUACAUACUACACACAAAUAUAAACUAAUCCUAUAAAUCAACAACCUCCCCAAAUUACUGAGGCCGCCACAUCAUCAACUUUCCAUCAGGAAAGAUAUGACUAGCCGUAAAAACUAAGAAUGACAAUGGAGUGGGUAUCUCGAUAUCUAUACCCGCCCCAGCAGGUUGGGUCUAGAUCAGAUAAUUCAUCACAGAUUAUGGGUUGGGCAGGUCAACCCAAUAAGUAUUUAGUUUAGAAGAAAACCAUGAGUAAAUAUUCAAUUUUUUC